Messenger RNA from Panicum virgatum (switchgrass), 2488 nucleotides. RefSeq names its product RNA-binding KH domain-containing protein RCF3-like. The record is from RefSeq and is a predicted model, not a curated record. NCBI's taxonomy places the organism in Eukaryota, Viridiplantae, Streptophyta, Magnoliopsida, Poales, Poaceae. The transcript has 8 exons. The coding region runs from base 184 to 2178 and encodes 664 amino acids. Gene Ontology annotation, biological process: regulation of gene expression. Gene Ontology annotation, molecular function: mRNA binding. Gene Ontology annotation, cellular component: cytoplasm; nucleus.
UGACCGGACCGGGAUGGCAAUUGGCAAUGCCAUGGCGCCUCCCCCUCCUUCCCCGGUUCCUCCACUUCUGUAAACCCUAAUCAAUCUAGAGCCCUCCAAAUUGAUGGCUCCUCGUCUCAGAAUCUGAAUCAAAUCGAACGAGCAGAACGAAAAACGAAGCAGCCGCUCCCGAAUCCGGCAGCGAUGGAUCGUUCCCGCUCCAAGCGCGGCUACCACUACGACCAGGACUCGCCGCCGCCCCGCUCCAAGCAGCGCUUCGACCGCCGCAGCGGUGGCGGCGGCCAGAACCCAAACUCUGGUUACCACCGCCGCGGGCCACCCGGAGGCGGCGGCUCCUCCGACCGCCGCGGCUUCCUUCCCCCUGAUGCCGCGCCGCCCCCGCCCCCGCCCCCGCCUCCCCCACCGUCGGCCGCUGCGGGGGCGCCGGGCGCCGCGUCCACCAUCACCUCCUUCCGCAUCCUGUGCCCCGAAUGCAAGGCCUACGGCUUAUCGCCCGGCUUCGUCGCCAAGGUCCGCGACGACAGCGGCGCGCUCGUCACCGUGCACCCGCCCUUCGCUGGCGACUACGUCCGGGUCAUCGAGACGGUCGACGGCGCGCGGCGCGAGGCUGACGGCCGCCCCCCCAUGUACUCUCCGGCGCAGGAGGCGCUCCUCAUGGUGCACCGCCGGAUUCUCGAGACGGAAGCCGAGGAUGGCGACGAGGAUGGCGAGUACGGGCCCAGGGGGAAGGACCCGCGGGACAGGGGGAAGACCACCACGCGCCUCAUCGUGCCCAAACUUCACGUUGGAUGCCUGCUCGGCAAGGGCGGUAAGAUCAUCGAGCAGAUGAGGAUGGAGACCAAGACGCACAUCAGGAUUCUGCCGCGCGACCAGCAUACGCCGCGCUGUGUGUCCUUGUCCGAGGAGGUUGUACAGGUUGUUGGAGAUGGAAACUGUGUUAGGAAGGCUGUAGCAAUAAUCACUGAUCGCCUAAAGGAAAGCUUACACCGCGAUCGUGGUCCUUUCCGAGGGCGAAUGAAUUCACCAGAGCCUCGAAUUUCUCAGGAAGAUGAAUACCUGGGUGGUGUUCAGCAGAUGCCUUUAUAUGAAGAAACUUACGGACGACCUGAUCAGAUUAGGAACAAUAUUGGCAUGGAGCCACCAGGGUAUGAGUUUGAUUCAAAUGGUGGCAAGGUCAUUGAACACCCAAAUAUUCUGUAUGAUGCUAUCGUAUUUCGAAUUCUUUGCCCAAAUGACAAGGCUAGCAGUUUAGUUUCGACGCGUGAUGGAAUAAUAGAGAUGCUACAGGCAGAUGUUGGUGUUGAUGUUAGGCUUACUGAUAUUAUUGCUGGUUCUGAUGAAAGGGUUGUAAUCAUCACAUCAAGAGAGGGCCCAGACCAUGAGCUUUUCCCAGCCCAGGAAGCACUGCUGCACAUCCAAACUCAUAUUGUAGACCUUGGCCCUGAUAAGGAUAACAUUAUCACGACAAGACUACUUGUACCUUCAAGUGAAAUUGCUUGCUUUGAUGGAAGGGAGGGGUCAUUAUCUGAUAUACAGAGACAGACUAGUGCAAACGUGCAGAUAUUACCAAGAGAAGAUCUUCCAUCAUGCGCCCUAGAUUCUGAUGAACUCAUACAGAUUGUUGGAGAUAUUAGAGCUGCUCGGAAUGCUCUUAUGCAUAUAACUACAAAACUAAGGAGUUAUCUAUACCGUGAGAUGUCUGGUCCUAUUCAAGUUGGUAACAUUAAUGUACAUGGAGCCAUUUCUCCAGCAACUGGCUCACCUCGAGGACCAUACCAGGGAAAUGAUAUUCCAAUGGGUCCUUACCACCAAGCACCACAACUGACAGCUUCAUGGCACUCAAAGGAUAGUGGAGGCAGUGCAAGUGGAUCAUUUGAGCAAGGUAGCAACAUUAAUGAUGAUAUCAGGCAAAAUGCUUCAAAAAGAUUUGCUGUUCCUCUAGUGACUAGAAGCACGUUAGAAGUUGUCAUACCAAACAGUGCUGUUGCAAGCCUCACCAUGAGGGCUGGUAGCAAGCUUGCCCAAAUAAGCGAGAUGUCUGGUGCUACUGUAACUCUCGCUGAUGAUAGACCUGGCAUCUUGGAGAAAGUUGUACAAAUAUCUGGUACCCCUGAGCAGACUGAAAAAGCUAAAAGUUUGCUGCAGGGAUUUAUUCUUAGCAUCCAAGAUGACAGUUGAAUACGUGACUACACUCUACUGCAUGUCAUAGGUGUUUUCUCGUUGAAUCUCCCGUUGAUUUUUUUUUUCUGGUACAAUACAUCUCAGUCCAUGUGGUUUAUUUGUAAUAGUUGUCUAAUUGAGCGUCAUGCUUUUCGUGUGUAAAGUGUUAAGAUAUGUUCACAUUCUUUUUUUCAUAGUUGUAAUGCUAAGUAGCCAAAAUGUGUCUGUUUCUAGUUUACCCUAACUGGUGUAAGAUAGUAUAAAUCUUAUUGAUUGAUUUAAUUUCCAAAUUCAUAUAUGGUUGCUGGCCAGAAAGUUGGUCAGGUAA